CCCGGUAGAAGAGGUGGUAGGGGUGGGGGUGCUGGCUGUGAACUCGUGGCUGGGUGAGCAUGGACACCGUGCGCGACACGCUGGGCCGGGUGUUCGGAUUCGAGGCCUUCAGGUCCGCGCUGCAGGAGGACGCGGCCCGCGCCGUGGCGAGCGGCACCAAAGAUGUGUUCGUCUCCAUGCCGACCGGGGCGGGGAAGUCGCUGUGUUACCAGCUGCCAGCGGUCAUGGCGCCCGGGGUCUCCCUCGUCAUCUGUCCACUCAUUGCCCUCAUCCAGGACCAGCUGGAUCACCUGCACCAGCUCAAUAUCCCAGCGCGGACGCUCAACUCGAAGAUGGGAGCGCAUGAGCGACAGGCGGUGGUGGAGGACCUCCACGCCGACCCGCCGAGCCUCAAGAUGCUCUACAUCACGCCCGAGAUGGCCGCCACGCACAGCUUCGGCGCCGUCCUGGGUCGGCUGGCGUCGCGCCAGCUGCUGUCCUGCCUGGUGGUGGACGAGGCGCACUGCGUCUCCCAGUGGGGUCACGACUUCCGGCCCGACUACCUGAAGCUGGGCCGGUUGAGGUCCCUGCUGCGUGGCGUGCCCUGCGUUGCGCUGACCGCUACGGCCACAAAACAGGUACAAGAGGACAUUGUGUCUAUCCUGAGCCUGGACAAGCCGGCGAUUUUCAAAAGCUCCUGCUUUCGGCCAAACCUCUUUUACAACGUGAGCUACAAGGAGGUCAUUCAGGACCCUUACAAGGACCUUACGCAAUUCUGCCUCAAAGCCCUGGGAAAGAAGAAUGCAGCUGGGGGCUUUGAUGGCAGUGGGAUUGUCUACUCUCGCACCAGAGAAUCCUGCGACAUGUUGGCCCAUGAGCUCACCAAGAGAGGGGUAAAGACCAAGGCUUACCAUGCAGGCUUGAAGACGGACGACAGAAGCAAGGUGCAGGUUGAGUGGAUGGAGGGAGAGACGCCCGUCAUUGUGGCCACCAUCAGCUUUGGCAUGGGUGUGGACAAGGCCAAUGUCAGAUUCGUGGCCCACUGGAACAUUGCCAAGUCGAUGGCCGGGUACUACCAGGAAUCAGGGCGAGCGGGGAGGGACGGGAAGCCAGCCUUCUGCCGCCUCUACUACUGCCGUAAGGAGCGGGGCCAAGUCAGCUUCCUCAUCUCCAAAGACAUCGCUGCAAGCAAGAAAAAAAGGGAUGAUACAGGAAAGGUUUCAGAAACCGAUAAGGCAGCCAUGGCUGGAUUCGAAGCGUUGGUCAACUUUUGUGAGAAACUUGGGUGCAGGCACAAAGCGAUAGCUCAGUAUUUUGGAGACAAAAUAGCCGACUGCCGCAGCGCGUGCGACAGCUGCAAGGACUCGGCGUUGGUCGUCCAGGAUUUGGACGCGCUGCAGAAAGUGGGGUCGAGCAAAUCCUUUGGUCGAACCGCCAUCCAGCAGCCGCAGAAGGCGAGCGGCCCCUUCGGCUUCGACCGGGACCUGUACGCCGGGGGCCGGCGUGGAUACGGCUUUGAGCGAUAUGAAGAAGAUGAUGAAGGCGGCAGCAGCAGUGGCAACCAGGAGGAGGCGUUGAGGCUUAAGAAGGAGUGGAACGACUUGUAUCGGCACCAGAUCAGCCUACGCAAGAGUGAAGAUGCAGACAAUUUUUCGGCCCCAGACCCCGACUGCCCUCUCCUAGAUGCUUCCAGCAGGAAGGUAUCCAAGCUUACCGUCAAGGUGCGUGAACACUGCAUGCAGAAGUUGCUGGAGGCCCUGGAGGGUAACGAGACCUGCUGCACCCAAUCAGCUGGCGGCGCUCGCGACAGAGGGGAUGUCGAUGCCAGAAGCUAUGCCAUCGAUUUGGAAUAUGAGAUUUUCAAGGCCAGCAAAAUGUCUAACCUGUACAAGGCAAUGUGUCUCAAGAAGGUGGCGGAGAUCGGCCAGCACACGAAGGAGGCCCGUCCCCACGAGGUGUGGGCUCGAGGCCUGCUGAACGGCGCCCUGCUGGAGGAACAACGCCGCUCGUCGCUCGAGGCCUCCUCGCAGUCCUCCUCCUUCUACUCGAAAAAAACCAGUCGCACAAGCCUCGUUCAGCCUACAUUGAGCAGCCAGUCUUUCCAGAAGGCCUCCUACUUGCUCAAGCUCGCGAGUUCCCAGGGUCCCGAGAUCCCCGCUGGUUCUAAUUCGGCGAGUUCCCACGACGUGACCACCGAGUGGGAUUCGGACCCAGAGUCCGCGCCGUCCACCAACGGCACUCGUUCCGGUCGCGGUGGCAGCAAUGACGGCGCGCACGCCGCGGACCGACACCUCGCGAAGGUGAAUUUGCGUAACCUUAAACGGGAAGCUGCCGACAGCAGCGACCAGGUGAAGCAACAGCCCUCCGGCUCUGACAAGCUGUCUGUGAAGCGGCAAGCCCUCGCCCAUACCGCCAGGAAGAACUCGCAGGACAUCAAGAAAAUGUUUGAGAGGAAAGCCCCCGGUGGUGGUGGUGGUGGUGGCGAUGGCGGUGGCGAGUCAUCCGCAGAGGCCUGCGGUGCGGCUCAGGGCCAGGAGGUGCAAGUUUGCGGCGCUGCCGACGGGACCGAUGUUACGGCAAACGAUGCCGGAAGUGGUGUGGGAAUGCCGCUGGGCAGAGACGCGGAAUCUCUCACGGGUGGCACUCGAGGAAGGGAAGCACACGGGGGGAAUGGAUUAUCGUCCUCUGCAACUACUGCCAAGGUUGACGGCGGUGGCGUAACAGCUCUUCUGGGAGAAGAACCGAGCUGUGCGGUGGUGGCCUCAAGUAAAGAAAUGGCGCUCCCGGGGCGGCACACCACACAGCGUCUCAAGCGCCUUCGCUUCAAGGACGAGGAAGGCCAAAGCCCCACGUGCAGGAAAGUCGCCAAAGUGUCUGCAGCGGAGGUGCACGUCGGGACUCGGGGUGACGCGGAACCCAGCGGUCACUCGGAACCCAGCGGUCGCUCGGAACCUAGCCACAGCGUCAUCGCCAUCAGCAACAAAACGGGAGGGGCGAAGGGCGGCGGCGUCAAGCUGAAGGUGGCCGCCGACCUGGUGGUGAAGCUGCUAACGCCCUUCUUCAGGGAAGGGAAAUUUGCGUCAAAGGACCUGUUCAAGGGCUUUGCGCGGCACCUGUCGAACAAGCUGACGCAGGACAACUCUGUGACGCCUCUAAACGUGAAAGAAAAAGCCAAGGAUAAAAUUGGGAUCUUCUUUAAAAAGCAAAAGAAGUGCGACAAGGAAGACGACUGGAAACUGCUGUGAGGACUACCUUCUCCUCGCAGUCUUCAUCUCCUGUCUGCAAGGGAAGAGCGGCACCUCCAGAUUGUGUUCAUUACGCCGAAGCUGCUGUUGGACGAUGACCCGACAAAUGAUUUUGUUUGUAAAUACUGUACAGAACUUAAAUUCGUUUUCUUUGCCUUGGACUGUACAGUAAAACCUUGGAUUGCGAGUAACUUGGUCUGCGAGUGUUUUGCAAGACGAGCAAAAAUUUUAAAUAAAUAUUAACUUUUGAUUUAAAGCUUUCGUGACUGCAGUAAUUCAUAUU
Molecule: messenger RNA, 3507 nt
Organism: Petromyzon marinus (sea lamprey)
Lineage: Eukaryota; Metazoa; Chordata; Hyperoartia; Petromyzontiformes; Petromyzontidae
Source: RefSeq, a predicted model, not a curated record